AUGACUGAUGUCAAGAUUGCUUUUCUCGGCUUCCUUGUUUUCAAUUCUUUGAUUUUUAAUAUUCUUGGCAUAUUCACACCAAAUUGGACAAGUAACAGAACUUAUCUUGAAUUGGGUAGUGGACUUCGGUUAACUUUGGCUAGUUCAUUUAUGCUAGGGACGUUGGCUUUGUCUAGUAUAACUGUUGUAAUAUUCUUCUACGUCUACUAUCAAGUCAAGAACAACGAUUAUUCUUCAAAUCUUCGAAAAUGGUUCCGUAUUAUCGAUUUGGCUUCUAUACUCGCUAUUAUCUUAACUGUUGCCGCUAUAAUUAUUAUAGCUACAUCGAAUUCUGAUAAUCUAAUUUCCACACCUCAAGGGGGUCCCGACCCUAUCGCUCUCGGCUACUCAGCUUGGUUAUGUUUUAUCUCUGUCAUUCUAACUGUUGCCAUAGCCUCGAUUUCGGAAUACAUUGCCAGUGAAGAAUGCUGA
Messenger RNA from Caenorhabditis briggsae, 471 nucleotides. The transcript has 4 exons. The record is from RefSeq and is a predicted model, not a curated record. The coding region runs from base 1 to 471 and encodes 156 amino acids. Lineage: Eukaryota; Metazoa; Nematoda; Chromadorea; Rhabditida; Rhabditidae.